Messenger RNA from Chrysochloris asiatica (Cape golden mole), 1088 nucleotides. It is a transcript of the gene SNX21, whose product is annotated as sorting nexin family member 21. Gene Ontology annotation, biological process: protein transport. Bases 3 to 1088 code for a protein of 361 amino acids. The record is from RefSeq and is a predicted model, not a curated record. The transcript has 3 exons. Gene Ontology annotation, molecular function: protein binding; phosphatidylinositol phosphate binding. NCBI's taxonomy places the organism in Eukaryota, Metazoa, Chordata, Mammalia, Afrosoricida, Chrysochloridae. Gene Ontology annotation, cellular component: early endosome membrane.
CCAUGGCCUCCCGACUCCUGCACCGGCUGCGGCACGUCCUGGCUGGCGACGGCUCCGGGGAGGUGGCGGCCGGGCCCGAGGCCGAGCAGUUCCCGGAGAGCUCGGAGCUGGAGGACGACGACGCCGAGGGCCUGUCCUCGCGCCUCAGCGGCACCCUCAGUUUCACCAGUGCGGACGACGAGGAUGACGAGGACGAUGAGGAGGUUGACCCCGACCUGCUUACCCCCGGGGACGGGGCUUCGGGAGAAGACGCAGAAAGGAGUCCUCCGCCUGAUGGGCCUCGGGGUGGUCAGCUCCUGACCCGGCAGCUGCAGGAUUUCUGGAAGAAAUCCCGGAACACCCUCGUGCCCCAGCGGCUGCUUUUCGAGGUGACCAGCGCCAACGUGGUUAAGGAUCCACCCUCCAAGUAUGUGCUCUACACCGUCGUCGUGAUGGGGCCAGGGCCUUCAGAUUGCCAGCCGGCCCAGAUCUCCCGCCGUUACUCAGACUUUGCAAAGCUCCACCGAAGCCUGCAGCGGCAGUUCCGGGGCCCCAUGGCUGCCAUAUCCUUUCCUCGGAAGCGCCUGCGCCGGAACUUCACUGCAGAGACCAUCGCCCGCCGUAGCCGGGCUUUCGAACAGUUUCUGGGCCACCUGCAGGCUGUACCCCAGCUACGCCACGCCCGGGACCUGCAGGACUUCUUCUUGCUGCCCGAGCUGCGGCGGGCACAAAGCUUUACCUGCACUGGUCUCUACCGGGAGGCUCUGGCACUCUGGGCCAAUGCCUGGCAGCUGCAGACCCAGCUGGGCACCCCCUCAGGCCCAGACCGCCCCCUGCUGACUCUGGCUGGGCUGGCUGUGUGCCACCAGGAGCUGGAAGAUCCCAGGGAGGCCCGGGCCUGCUGCGAGAGGGCCCUGCAGCUGCUGGAGGACAAGAGCCCCCAUCCUUUACUGGCACCCUUCCUGGAGGCCCAUGUCCGGCUCUCUUGGCGCCUGGGCCUGGACAAACGCCAAUCAGAGGCCCGGCUCCAGGCCCUGCAGGAGGCAGGCCUUACCCCCACACCACCCCCCAGUCUCAAAGAGUUGCUCAUCAAGGAAGUGCUCGAGUAA